CACUGGAAACGGUUUGGGUUGGAACCCAUAUCUCACAUCGUCGGCAAUGUUUGGUAUCGUGCUCUUUCAUCAAAAAAUUUCAUGCCGAGCCACAUUACACAAUCUAGUUUCCGAGUCCUCUCCCUCCCCCAAUUGUAUAUUCUGCCCUACCACUCCCGACACUACUCAUUUCCUAUAUGCCUGUCCUAGCAAGUGGGCCAUCUGGUCCACUAUAUGGUCUGAUCUUUUCCUUUUUUCGCCUACAUCUUCACCAAGUUCACCAUGCUAUUUUCUCUCUCGUCUUCCUAUUUAAACCUUCCUCCGUGAGCAGCCAUGUCAUUAUUGCAUGCAUUUUACACGGCUUAUGGUCUGCUCACUGGCGCUAUGUAUUUGACCAAGUACCUUUCAUCCAUGACACCAUUUGCUGUGAUAUCCACUUUCUCGUCACCAGUAAUCGUCCUUUACUAUCCUAUGAACCCCUUAAGCCACUCAUCAACUAUGAUGUAUCGCUUUUCAACACUUACUAUCCUUCCUGCCUCUCUCUUUCACCUACACAUACAAACUCACUCACUCCAAAAAAAAGGAAGAUCGAACAGUAUCUCCAGUGACUCCAGUACCAAUACCUUUCAAUAGUUCCAACCACCCGCCUCCGUCGCUCUCCCGGGUCUCUUGUUUCCUAUCCGCGCUUACACCUUAUUCUUCUUGUCUCUAUCUCUUUCAUUCCCCGAUAUGUAUAAUAUAUUCACUGUCUUCCGCUGAAG
Zychaea mexicana is the source of this 740-nucleotide messenger RNA. RefSeq lists its product as uncharacterized. The record is from RefSeq and is a predicted model, not a curated record. NCBI's taxonomy places the organism in Eukaryota, Fungi, Mucoromycota, Mucoromycetes, Mucorales, Lichtheimiaceae. The coding region runs from base 177 to 587 and encodes 136 amino acids. The transcript has a single exon.